Colletotrichum orchidophilum is the source of this 762-nucleotide messenger RNA. RefSeq lists its product as uncharacterized. Lineage: Eukaryota; Fungi; Ascomycota; Sordariomycetes; Glomerellales; Glomerellaceae. Bases 1 to 762 code for a protein of 253 amino acids. The transcript has a single exon. The record is from RefSeq and is a predicted model, not a curated record.
AUGACCCAUCACACAUCUACGAAUACCGUACGGAUACCCGAGUCAAUGCUCUUGUCCAGAACCGCCCCCAAUCACCAAGGUAUAGAGCGGCAUACUGGGGAUUGGAUGCGGCAGAGACUUCAAGGCCAACCAAGCCUCUGCCAAAGUUACUUCCUCUCAGGCGCACAUAUUGUGAGUGAUGCACAUGUUGGCCAACUGGAUGCUUCCCGCCAGCGAGCUAGUCAGGAUCAAGGGCGAAAAGAGACACCAGAGGAAACCCAGAAAUUCACUGCAAAGAAGUUGCUAAUAAUUGCGCCCCAGGCUCUCAAUCGCAGCCACUGCUGGCAGCAGGUUGAGUAUCUAAUCUCUCUCCAACGACGGCCGCUCCGUUGGCCGUCCAGCCGUCUAGCACCGCAUACUUUCGUCCAAAUCCGUAUACAGCCAUCCUUUCUCGAUCUAGACAUGAAACGCCCGUGCCGAUUCGUGGCCUUUGGGGACCUCGACCUCUGUAAGUUGCACCACCACAUCCCAAUCCCAGCCUGCCUAGCUUCACUGGCACGCCGCACGACACAGGGGGCGCUAGCUUCGCCUUGCCUUGCCUGCCACUGCCUUAGCUGGCGUCGAGCAGGCGAGGGCAACCAGUUACAAAACGUCAGGUCAAGGCUAAGGCUCAGGAGUCAGAGACUACUGGACAAGGCACCGGCAGUUGAAGGGAUGUGCAUGUUAAAUCUCGUUAGACCCACUCACACGAGGGGACUACGUCUGCUAGCUAAACUUAGCUGA